This is a messenger RNA of Siniperca chuatsi (mandarin fish), 4319 nucleotides long. Its product is annotated as HMG domain-containing protein 3. The transcript is spliced from 9 exons. Bases 148 to 3180 code for a protein of 1010 amino acids. NCBI's taxonomy places the organism in Eukaryota, Metazoa, Chordata, Actinopteri, Centrarchiformes, Sinipercidae. The record is from RefSeq and is a predicted model, not a curated record.
CCGCUUUCGCGCUUGCGUAGUUGGCUACAGCUGCAAUUGGACUACAUAUGACCGUCUUCCAUGGUAGCAACCUUUAUUCAUCCAUGGUAGCAACUUUUAGAACUUAAUUUUUAAUGGAAGUCGGCCAAGUGAACGCCUCAAAACAUCAUGGUCAAAAUCCACCCAUCAAUUGUUCAGGUGGGGGGCCGGUUCGAAAUACAGUCCCCAAAUCUCAGCAAGACAUUGUUUCACUGCCUUCUGUGUCCCAAAUUCAAGCCAACUAGCAGCAGGAAGAUCCAGAGACACAUGGAUGCCCAUAUCAAGACUGCAUUGCAUGUUCAAGACAACAUCAUUUGCAGAUGCAACCAGCAGUGCAGACCAGUGGGUCAUUAUCACUGCCCCUACUGUGAAAAAACAAUUAUACGGAAGGAAUGUAUGGAAACUCAUGUUUUUGGAUGCCAAAAUAAACCUCCCCCACCGCUGACAUUGGCACCACCCUUAUUUCCAUUAGCAUCAUCACAGCUGUGCAUUCCUGCUUCCCAGGAGAUUACAAGACUCCCAUGUCCUCCUACGAUUUCAGCAGAACCCCCUUCUCCAUCUGCGACAUCAGCAUUACCUGACUUAGAGCCUCAUUCAACCCCCCUGGAUCUGCUGGAGGAGCCCAUGGAGUCUAAUGCAUCAGCAGUAGAUCAAGACCAUUGUUACACGCUUCCACUCCCAGUUUCUCUCCACUCCCCUAUAGCUUCACCAGUAUCCGAUGAUAUUCCCUCAGCUUCACAACCAGAGGCCUCUAGCACAGAUGCCUGUUCACCUGAGGCGUCAGUCGAGGCUGCUGCAGCGUCUUACGACACAGUGAAACUGCCAUCUUACGGUGUCAGAAGUUUAAAGUUGGUGUGGUGCCCUCACUGCUCGCUUCGUCUUUACAAGAAAAACCUGGGUGCCCAUAUACAGAGGAAGCAUGCAGGGCUAAAGGAUAUUACUGCUGCUUCACAUCUAAAAAAUGUAUGUGUUGAUGAAACACGGGGAAUAUUUGCUGUCCAAAAAGUUUCUCAUGGGUUCUCUGUGCCGAUACAUGUACAACGUAAAACAUGGGGAAAUCAUCAUCAGAUAAGGUGUGGGUUGGAGGAAUGUCAUAAGUAUCAGUCGCUUGCAAAGCAGAGUGGGCUAAUUUACAGUCUGUGUGAGCACAUUCGAUCACUGGAUUACUGCAGCAAGAUUGCGCACGAGGAGUUUCUUAAACCAGGGGUUCUUGAAGAGUUGGUGUCUCUGCAUAUUGUCGAAGAAUCUAUGAUGGCAACCUGCAAAUUGAGGCAAAAAGCAGCGGAGAAAGACCACAUGCCUUUUUCUGUGUUGGUGGAUUUGGGAGGUUCCACACAUCAACUUUGUCUCUCUGUUCAUGAGGCCAAAAUACGCACUUUCUCCUGCUUUGGCAGAGUUAUAGUCACUUUUAACUUGAAAAAACACACCUGGCAUUGCCCCUGUACAAACCCUCAUAAAUCAUGUCCACAUAAGAGCAUCGGUAAAUGGCACAUAUUCCAAACCAGGAAAGAUCUCCUGCCUGCAGCAACUCAAGAGACAUCUCACUCUUAUAUUCAUCCUGCUACCACUGAGCUGGAGAGAAGUGUGAGAUACACUUUUGCAGAGAAGAAAAUACCAGCAAUGCUUCCUGGAGACGCCACAGCUCCAAGAGCUCUGACAGAUUAUCCUGUAUGUUUGAUUCCUACUGAAGAAACAUGCAAGCUCUGUCUAGGCCAUCCCAGACUAGAAGAUGGUUUUCUCAUUACAGACAAAGCUGCAAUAGUAGGCAUGAGCGGUGUAAAUCACAACAUCUCGACCUAUAAUAAAAGAUGCCCCCAAUGCCACAUGGACUACCGGUACCAGGAGUGGCGAGAUGGUCUCCACAACUUCAAUGACCGUGUCAUUCUGACUCUAGAGCUUUGCCUCUAUAUGCGGCAUGGCUUACAGAGUCAUGUGUCAGUGUCCAGAAUGAUCAGUUGUUUGGAGAGUUUUCGGGGCCAAAAAUUUCCUGCGGUUAACAUCAUUUUCCGAGCAUAUUGUCACUUUGAGGCACUAAACAACACAGAGUACAGUUACUCCUGUGUAAUUUGUGGCUUUUUCCCUGCUGUUGUCACCAUGGACCUCCACAGAAGCAGAGGAGCCAAACUGGAGGUGAGUGAGCUAAAAACACCCCCUGAAGACUUUGAUGGACAACACAACAUAGAGGACUUCUGGGACUCUGUACAUCUGGAAAUGAUUAGUCAAGGCUUUUUUCCCAGCUCCUCAACAAAUCCAUUUGUGGUUCAUCCAUGUUAUGAACACUGGGCUCCUUGGAUUGGGAAGGAAACCCGCAAAUCUGAUAGUGUCCUCAACACCGAAUUCAAAAAGAUUCCAACAUCUGAGACAGAGGGAGAACUGAGCAGUGUAACUGCAGACCGCCUUUGUGACGAGUUGCUCAAACAAAAUGAAGCAACUCUCCAACAUCUGUGCAAAAGUUGCGGUGUUGAAGCGAGUGGAUCUCGUGCAGAUUUGAUCUUCCGGCUGAGGGAGAAACUGAAGAAUCAGCAGACCUAUGUCAAUGUGUAUCAGUCUAUUUGGGGUGCCUCUGGUGGAUGGUCUGUAGUUGCAUGCCCACAUGGCAUUGUUUACAGUCUAAAAUUCAACCUGCUGACAGAAAGUCCAAGAGAUUUCGCCGACCUUCUUUUGUCAUGGAAACAUUUCCCAAAUGUCUGCCUGUAUGACUCUGCACAUGGUUUGGCAACACACACAAAUUCACGAGUUGCUGACAAUCCCCCAUUUCAUCCACAUGAAGGAAAACCAGCUGCCCCCACAAAGGAGAACUUGGCUAAAGCUGUUUGUCGAAAACUGAAAGUGCCCCUGCCAUGGCUCAGAGAAAAAUUAGAGAAUUCAGAAGAAAAUGGACAUCCAAUAACUGGGACAAGCCACCAUUAUGCACUUCAUGACAAACUCCAUCAGAGUAACACAAAAGACCCACAUGAUGCGUUGCGAAGGGUUGAUCUUGUACCUGAACUCCAGGAUUAUGUAAAAAGUAAGGCAGUGAAACAUCUUUUUGCUGACAUGAGAAAAAACAGUUAUUUUCUCAACAGCAUGGCACCCUCCACACACAUGUUCCUGAUGAGAAACCUGAUCGAAUACAGGAACGCAUUUUGUAACACACAACUUAUGGAAAUCCAGUUAAAGUGAGAUCAGCAACACUGUUAUGUAUGACAUAGGCCGAAAUACCAUGGGUUACUGUCAUUUUGCUAGUUAUUAGAUAGAAACUGCAUACUGAUGCCAAGGAUAAGACUAACUAUAUUCUUGCUUACAGCUGGGUACUGUAGUUUUUAGCAAACAUACUCAGGCAGGAUAGUAGUGUAGAAAAAACAGAGUGCAUUUGUUGGGGACUAUUUUCAGAUGCUGAUUUGGUACACUAAUGAUCCGAAUGAGCAAGACAAUUUAUGUGGGACUGACUCAAAUAAUCCACAGUGGCUGUGUUCAUGGUAAUGAAGGAACAUUACAUCCUUCUAACAUACUUGUUAGAAGGAUCAAUUCAUUGUUGGUUUUAGACUUUUCUAGUCUUUGGCUGAUAAUAAGAAUAUAGAAUAUCACCAGUCUUAUGCUUUAAUGACACUGGUCUCCUCAUUGUAACAACAGUUCUCAUAUUUUUUUUAUAGUUUUUAAUGCUGUGGUUUGAUUUUUGAUAUUCCACUAAAAGUAUUGUGAAAAUAUAAUAACAUGAAGCAUGUAUACUAGGUAUACAUACUGUACAGUAUGAUGGUACACGUGUAUCUUUUCAUACCAUUAGAAGAUAGCACAUUCCUAAGUUAACUGUUAGCACUUACAGUGCUAUGUUAAAAUUUGCACACCCCUUAAUUUAUGGCACAUUUUCUUCUACUACAACGAAGUACUUGAAUAUUGUGAGGUCUAUACACUGUUUUUCUGUUUCACAAGAAACUAUUGUUCAAAUGCGUAAUAUAUUUAUUGAGAAUUGUUUUUACUGAGAAGUAUUUUUUGAAAAUGUCUGCUGCUCACGUCUUUUUCAGGUCGAAAAUAAUGUGAGUCAAAUAGCAUAAUUUCAGGACUGUUUGCUUUUCAAAAGGGAUAUUUCAAUUUAUUCAUAUUGCUAGCUGAGAGGUUUGGAAAGGAAUUUUAUGAUGAUUCACCCAUGAGUCAAAAUAAAGAAAUAGUUCAUGGUUUCAGCAGAAACAGCACGUUGAAGACAGUGAAAAACCAUAUUACAGUUUCAUGAAGAAAUAUCAACCUUUAUCUAUGCUUGUAGCUUUUCUAACAAUAUUCAUCUGUUCAUACAUUUUGUACAAUAAUACAUGUAUUAUAUAUUUCCA